GAAGUUUCAGUGACGGGGGCAUCACUGCAGCGCACUGAAGGAAAGGAAAGAACAGAGGGGAAAAGAAGGGAGAGAGGUGCGCCAUCCAUCCAUCUAUCCAUCCACUGAAUGUUCCCGCAGGACUUUAUUUACGUACGGCUGCAUGAGAGGCUUUGAGCUCUCGCGCUUUCUCUCUCCGGGACUGUUGGGUUACUGGUUCUGUCCUGAUAUCAAGCAGUUGUCAUAAUAAUAUAACCGAACUCUUCGCGUCAGGACGGACGCAGGUGGUCAUGGGUACACCUAUCAGAUGGAAAGUAAAGCGGAGGUUUAAGGAGGUGCGGCUCUCGGUAUUCCUAGUAUUCCUGAUGUUUGUCACCUCACGAGUCAGCGCAGCUGAGCCAGCCGAUCUCCUAAAGAUUUUAGAUUUUCACAGUUUGCCGGAGGGUGUAUCGAAAACUACAGGCUUCUGCACACACCGGAAGUCAUCGAAAGGGCCUGAUGUCGCCUACAGAGUCACAAAAGAUGCACAGCUUAGCACUCCAACUAAACAACUCUACCCCUCAUCCAUGUUUCCUGAGGAUUUCUCCAUCUUGGCGACGGUGAAGCCGAAGAAAGGCAGUCAGUCCUUCCUGCUGUCGGUGUAUAACGAACAGGGCAUCCAGCAGCUCGGUCUGGAGGUGGGACGCUCUCCUGUUUUCCUGUAUGAGGAUCACCUGGGCAAACCCGGCCCGGAGGACUACCCGCUCUUCAGAGGGGUCAACUUGGCGGACGGAAAGUGGCACCGUGUGGCGAUCAGCGUUCACAAACAGAGCAUCACUCUGGUUUUUGACUGUAAGAAAAAGGUGACACGGACGCUAUCCAGAAGCCCUCACCCCAUCAUCGACACCAAAGGCAUUGUGGUCUUCGGGACACGUAUCCUGGAUGAGGAGGUGUUUGAGGGUGACAUCCAGCAGCUGAUGAUUGUAUCGGACCACCGUGCUGCGUUUGACUACUGUGAGCACUACAGCCCUGACUGUGAGGUUCCUGCACCCGAACAGCACCAAAACCAGGACCCAAACACUGAUGACUCUAAAACAGAGGAUGAUAACUACUAUUACGAAUAUCCGUACUAUGAGGACAUGGAAUCAGAAACGACUGGAACUGAAACUGAAACUGAAGACCUAACGGUGUCUGUUCCGGAUAGCGGUCGUGUGGUUUCGUCAGUUAUCACUAGUGGAACAGGAGGCUCCAGCAGUUCUGCGAGUAGCUCCUCGUCAUCCUCCUCUUCAUCCUCUUCAUCAUCCAGCUCUACCACGAAUACUGGCGAGGAUCCGUAUGAUGGCUACGACGGAUACGAGACUGAAUACGAAACAACAUACUAUGACGAGACGACCUCACAGCCUGAUGGCUCCCGGACCAUCACCAUCACUAGCACAGGCACAGGUGCCGGCGGAGAAGUGGAUAUUGGACUGGGCGGUGAGGUGGAUAUUGGACUGGGAGACCUGGACAGGAGGAUCAUUACAUCAUCAUCAUCAUCAGGAGGAGGAGGAAGUGUAAGAGUACACACAACCACCACAGUCAUUCACAAUGGAACUUCUGGCUCCGGCACUGGCUCUAGCACCAGAACUAUUACUAGCUCCAGCUCCGGCUCCAGCUCCGGCUCCAGCUCCAGCUCCAGCUCCAGCUCCAGCUCCAGUUCCAGUUCUGGCGUUAGUACUGGCUCCAGCUCCAGCUCUACCUCGGUCGAUGGUGGUUAUGAUGAUAACCUGUAUGGUGAGACUUUCUAUGGAGAGGGAUAUGGAGAAGGAUACGGAGAGGGAGAGUAUAAUGUGGAAGGAGGCGGCGGCAGCACCAGCACUUCAGUGUCCGGAGGGGGCGGAUCUGUUUCUGUAGGAGGCGGAUCUGUUUCUGUAGGGGGCGGAUCUGUUUCUGUAGGAGGCGGAUCUGUUUCUGUUGGGGGCGGAUCUGUUUCUGUAGGGGGCGGAUCUGUUUCUGUAGGGGGCGGAUCUGUUUCGUCGAGUGGCUCAGUUGGGGGCGGAUCCAGCAGCGCUGGGGCUAGUGUGGGGGCGGGGUCUGUUGCCACAGGAGAUACAGACUCCAUCGAUAUCGACGACUUCAAGGAGUCCAUCACGGAUUACACCGAUGAAGACCUGGAGAAGAUUUAUGAUUAUGACAACCUGUACCCCGAUGGUGACAAAGCGCUGCCCGCCGAGACCGACGAGAUCUACGGACAGGUGGAUGGACUGAGAGGAGAGAAAGGGCAAAAAGGAGAGCCUGCGAUCAUUGAACCCGGAAUGCUGGUUGAAGGCCCACCUGGUCCAGAGGGUCCCACUGGUCUCCCCGGUCCUCCAGGUUCAUCGGGAUCCCCAGGUAGCCCCGGAGAUUCCGGUGAGAGGGGUCCUCCUGGUCGCCCUGGUCUGCCUGGAGCUGAUGGUCUUCCAGGACCUCCAGGGACUGUCCUGAUGUUGCCUUUCCGCAUGAGUUCAGGAGGGGACAGCGGACACAAAGGUCCUGCAGUUUCUGCCCAAGAGGCUCAGAUGCAAGCCAUCAUGCAGCAGGCCAGGCUGGCGAUGAGGGGUCCUACCGGACCGAUGGGUUUGACAGGCCGUCCUGGUCCUCUGGGGCCUCCUGGUGUGCCUGGACUGAAAGGAGAGUCUGGAGAAUCAGGACCUCAGGGUCCUCGUGGUCCACUGGGAUCCCAUGGCCCUCCUGGAAAGCCUGGUAGAAGGGGUCGACCCGGCUCAGAUGGAGCCAGAGGGAUGCCCGGACAGACGGGAACAAAGGGUGACCGAGGAUUCGAUGGGCUCGCUGGUUUACCUGGAGAAAAGGGUCACAGGGGUGAGACGGGUCCUCAGGGGCCUCCUGGCCCUCCAGGAGAGGAUGGAGAAAGAGGUGAUGAUGGUGAGGUCGGACCCAGAGGUCUGCCCGGAGAAUCGGGUCCUCGUGGUUUGUUGGGCCCCAAAGGUCCCCAAGGGCCUCCAGGACCUCCCGGUGUGACUGGUAUGGACGGACAUCCUGGACCUAAAGGAAACAUUGGUCCUCAGGGUGAGCCAGGACCUCCGGGUCAACAAGGCAACCCCGGAGCUCAGGGACUUCCAGGUCCUCAGGGAGCGAUCGGACCUCCAGGAGAGAAGGGUCCCACUGGAAAACCAGGCUUAUCAGGAGUGCCAGGAGCCGACGGACCUCCGGGCCACCCAGGAAAAGAAGGACCAUCUGGAGAGAAAGGAAACUUGGGACCUCCUGGUCCUCAGGGGCCCAUCGGAUAUCCUGGCCCUCGAGGUGUAAAGGGUGCUGACGGAGUCCGUGGGCUGAAAGGAAACAAGGGUGAAAAGGGAGAAGACGGAUUUCCGGGGUUUAAGGGAGAUAUGGGCAUCAAAGGCGACAGGGGAGAACUUGGUGCCGCCGGACCCAGAGGUGAAGACGGGCCUGAGGGACCCAAAGGAAGAUCUGGUUUACCUGGAGACGCUGGACAGAUCGGCCCGACCGGAGAGAAGGGUAAGCUUGGUGUACCCGGGUUGCCCGGUUAUCCAGGAAGACAAGGCCCCAAGGGUUCUCAAGGGUUCCAGGGAUUCCAAGGAGCCAGUGGAGAGAAAGGCACGAGGGGGACAGCAGGGAAGCCGGGACCCCGAGGACAGAGAGGACCUACGGGACCCCGUGGUGAACGAGGGCCGAGGGGACCCACUGGGAAAGCAGGACCAAAGGGCAACUCAGGAAGCGACGGCCCCCCAGGACCACCCGGUGAACGGGGUCCGUUAGGUGCAGCGGGACCUACUGGAUUUCCUGGCCCUAAGGGUCCACCGGGUCCUGCCGGAAAGGACGGGCUGCCCGGACACCCUGGCCAGAGAGGAGAGACUGGUUUCCAAGGAAAAACCGGACCUCCCGGACCCCCAGGUGUAGUCGGACCUCAGGGACCAACAGGUGAGACAGGACCAAUGGGAGAGCGGGGCCACCCUGGACCCCCAGGACCACCCGGUGAACAGGGUCUACCCGGAGCUGCUGGGAAAGAGGGAGCAAAGGGAGAUCCAGGUCCUGCAGGACCCACAGGUAAAGAUGGACCUCCAGGACUCAGAGGGUUCCCAGGCGAGAGGGGCUUACCAGGACCUGUGGGAUCAGCAGGUUUGAAAGGGAAUGAAGGACCUCCAGGGCCACCUGGACCCGCUGGCUCUCCUGGUGAGCGUGGUGCUGCUGGCCCAGCUGGACCUACUGGCCUCCCGGGUCGACCCGGACCUCAAGGACCCCCGGGCCCCGCUGGAGAGAAAGGUGGACCUGGCGAGAAAGGACCUCAAGGCCCAGCCGGUAGAGAUGGUAUUCAGGGACCUGUGGGACUUCCAGGCCCGGCCGGACCCAUCGGAUCCCCGGGAGAGGAUGGUGAUAAGGGUGAGCUUGGAGAGCCGGGACAGAAGGGAAGCAAAGGUGACAAGGGCGAGCAGGGUCCUCCAGGUCCCGUCGGUAGCCAAGGUCCUCCGGGUCAGCCGGGUCCAGCUGGUGCUGAUGGAGAGCCAGGUCCCAGAGGUCAGCAGGGUCUGUUUGGACAGAAGGGAGAUGAGGGCGCACGAGGCUUCCCAGGACCACCCGGACCCGUCGGCCUUCAGGGUUUGCCUGGACCCCCCGGUGAGAAGGGAGAGACCGGUGACGUCGGUCAGAUGGGUCCACCAGGCCCUCCUGGCCCCAGAGGCCCCUCCGGACCCCCAGGAGCCGAUGGACCACAGGGACCUCCAGGAGGAAUUGGCAACCCAGGAGCCGUGGGAGAAAAGGGAGACGCCGGUGAACCAGGAGAACCAGGUCUGCAAGGAGACGUCGGCCCUUCAGGUCCAAGGGGAGAGCGAGGUGAAAAGGGAGAAGCCGGACCCGCUGGUUCUGCUGGUCCCCCUGGACCAAAAGGACCACCAGGAGACGAUGGUCCUAAAGGAAGUCCUGGUCCAAGUGGUUUCCCUGGUGAUCCUGGUCCUCCUGGAGAGCCUGGUCCACAUGGUUUGGAUGGUGCUUCUGGAGAUAAGGGUGAUGAUGGAGAGCCUGGUCAGCCGGGAUCCCCUGGACCUACUGGUGAAACUGGCCCCACUGGUCCUCCAGGAAAGAGAGGACCUCCUGGACCUGCUGGACCUGAAGGAAGACAGGGGGAGAAGGGUGCUAAGGGGGAAUCUGGUCUCCUGGGUCCACCUGGUAAGACAGGUCCAGUUGGUCCUCAGGGAAGCCCUGGAAAACCUGGGUCUGAGGGUCUGAGAGGGAUGCCUGGACCAGUGGGAGAACAAGGACUGCCCGGUGCCACUGGACCCGAUGGACCUCCUGGACCGAUGGGUCCUCCUGGACUGCCUGGACUGAAGGGAGAAACUGGGAUUAAAGGUGAAAAGGGUCAUCCCGGUCUCAUUGGACUCAUCGGACCUCCAGGAGAACAGGGAGAGAAGGGAGACAGAGGGCUGCCGGGUCCACAGGGAACUGCAGGACUUAAAGGAGACACUGGUAUUUCAGGACCCGCUGGACCUAUCGGACCCAUUGGACCUCCUGGUCUCCCGGGUCCUCCUGGUCCUAAAGGUGCUAAAGGAUCAUCUGGUCAGACUGGGCCAAAGGGAGAAGCUGGACAGCCGGGAGCUCCUGGACCUCCAGGUCCACCUGGUGAUGUCAUCCACCCUCUGCCUAUGCAUUCCAGCCCCAAACGGGCAAAGAGGAACAUUGAUGCCAGCCAGAUGAUGGAUGACGCUGCAGACGCCAACUACAAAGACUAUGAGGACGGCAUGGAGGAGAUCUUCGGCUCUCUGAACUCUCUCAAACUGGAGAUUGAACAGAUGAAAAACCCACUGGGCACACAGAGUAACCCCGCGCGCACCUGCAAAGACCUGCAGCUGUGCCACCCAGACUUCCCAGAUGGUGAAUACUGGAUUGAUCCGAACCAGGGCUGCUCCAGAGACUCUUUCAAAGUGUACUGUAACUUCACAGCAGGUGGAGAGAGCUGCAUCUUCCCUGAUAAAAAGAGCGAAGGGGCCAGACUCACCUCUUGGGUGAAGGAGACUCCAGGGUCGUGGUUCAGUGAAUACAAACGUGGUAAACUGCUCUCAUACGCGGAUGCAGAGGGCAAUCCGAUCGGAGUGGUCCAGAUGACCUUCCUGCGUUUACUCAGCGCCACGGCUCGGCAGAACCUGACUUACAACUGUUACCAGUCGGUGGUUUGGCACGACCAGGAACUGGACUCUUACGAUAAAGCCGUCCGCUUCCUGGGCUCCAAUGAUGAGGAGAUGUCUUACGAUAACAACCCGUACAUCAGAGCGGCCGUCGACGGAUGCGCGUUGAAAAAGGGCUAUGAAAAGACUAUUCUUGAGAUCAACACACCAAAAGUGGAGCAGGUACCAUUUGUUGACAUCAUGUUCAACGAUUUCGGCGGAGCGGCGCAGAAGUUCGGCUUUGAGGUCGGACCGGCCUGCUUCAUCGGCUAAGACUGCUCAGCGAGCACACGCGAACAAAACAUAUUCAUUUUCUCCGAAAACAAAACACAAGAAAGAAAUAGGACGACUUAUUUGUAAAGUUCUGUGUUUCCAAACAAACCCAACAGAUACCAAAGUAAGGAUAAAAGAAUUUUGAAGAAUGGAUGUCUAAGCGAUGGGUUCUUAUAACAGAGCAACCUUUUUAACCUCAGUGUACCCUCUGCAUCACAUGCAAGUUUUGAAACUGGAUGAGGUCAUCACUCAUGUCUCUCCAAGCCCCACCCACUUUACACUCAUCCGACUCUUCAUCCCUCUCACAGGCUGUAUAGACAGAUUAGAUCCAUCCUUUCAUUUCCCGCCUUUUCAUGGACUCGUAGCUCUAUGCACGUCCGGUUCGGCAUUUCUCGUACGAGAAAUCUUUUCCGUUGGUUUGUUUACUUGGGUUUUAUGUUGUUUUCCCACUUCUAAGCAUUGUUUUUUUGUGCAGACUUGUCUUCCAUUGCCUGGAAUGGUGAUUAUAUAUAUAAAUAUAUAUAAAUAUUUUUUUUCUAUGUUUGUAAGUACUUUCUGUAUAUUUUUUUCCAGUGAAGUGAUUAUUAUUUUUCUUGGUUCUGGCUUCAAAACAUGCAUGUGAACCCAUUGAGCAAUAAGGACAGAGCUGCUGGUUAUUGGAAAACACUUAUUAAAUUAAAUAAAAUAAAAUACAAUAACCCCCCAAAUAAGAGCCUGAGGAAAUUUCCAGUCAAUCUGAAGAAGAGAAAAAUAAAGGAAAUUAUAAAAAUGAGACAAAAAAGCAACUAAAUGUCUUAUUCUUUUUGUAAUUUAACGAAUAAAAUGAGAAUAAAAGUAAGAAACGGCCGUAAUGUGAGCAUUAAUUUGCUACCUGUCGUGUUGAAGUGGCUUCCACAGGUCUGUGAGAUCGCGACCUGUGUGCAUGAAGGGAAUCUUUGAUCUGACGUUCAUGAAUCGGUGCUUCCCUGUAUCAGAAGAGCACACAUCACACUGAGGAAACACAAUAUCGGUAAACUAGGUGCUAUUUCCUUCUGUCUGUGGUGCUAAAAAUAUAUACCUUUUUUCCUGUACUUGUUUGUUGUAAUUGAAAAUGGCUCUGCGGUGAUGCCCAAGCGGUUCCACGUCUUCUGUCAAAGUCCUAGCUUUGCUUCACGAGGUGGCGAAGUAUUUUUAUGCAUGCCGUAAAACCAUAUUCAUUUAUAGAUAUCAUUCCUCACCACGUUUGGCAAUGUCCAGAUUAUUAGGAUUACAUGGAGAUAAUUGAUGAACUUUUAUGAUCUUCCAAAGGCUUUAGCUCACACUUUACAUUCCAGUGUAUAUUUACAUGAUCUAAAAUGGUUAAACAGAGCACAAUUGCUGUUAAUGCUGUUGUGAUUAACGCGGACCAUGUAAUGUAAAGUGUUACUCUAGUUAACAGAAGCAAGAUCUGUUGCGUUGGAAAUGAAACGCCUUUUCACGUACUAAAACGGCGCCGGAGAAUUAGUCUUGGGACCUUUCCAUUAGAUCUUUUUACAGGGUUCUGUGAAUAUUUUAACCAAAACGCUUAGAGGAAUGAAUAGUUAACUUGACUGUCGAUUUCAGCUUUCCUUCCAAAGAGAUUUCUCUUGAUUUAAGAGACUUGAAGACCAAGAAUCAGAUCGUCUUGUGUGAUUAUUCAAGUACGUUGUACAUUGACUAGAGCCAUCUUUUUAUUCAUCUAUCAUCUUUUGCCACUAGACCUUUUCCUGCACUCGUCCACUAGUCCUGCUACUGCAAAAUCUCGCUCUAAUUUUUUAUUAAAUAUGACUUGAACUGUUUCUUUUGAGAGGAUUCAACAUGGAAUAUGCAGUUUUGACACAACUUUAUGAGUACGAAACGAAUUCAACCGAUUCUUCUGUAAAUUUCCAAACCAGCAGUAAUGCUGCCAAUAAAGUUUAUUCUGUUUUUUUUUUGUUUUUGUGAUGUUUGUUUUUGCGGUCGUGUCAAACUUGUAUACGAGGAGAUGGAAGAGAGAUUGGUUUUGUCAAUAAAUUCAGGUUUACUGUGUCCACUCACCCUUGUAUGUCUUUUGAAGCAUUAAAACUUUCCUGUAUGCAUGAAAUUGUUAAGCUUUCUCUUGAUGUUUCUUCCCACAGCCACAUUUUUUUUUAUCAGCCGUAUGAUACAUCCUCUCAGUGCUCCGAUGAAAACAGGCCUGUCCUUCAUUGUGAAAUGGAGAGAGAGCGAUGUUUGUUGUAACUCUCUACCAAAGCCCAUGUUCUAUGUAGUAUAUUUAUUGUAUUAUUUAAAAAAAUAAUAAAUGUUAAUUGAUACCA
Carassius gibelio (silver crucian carp) is the source of this 8677-nucleotide messenger RNA. Its product is annotated as collagen alpha-1(V) chain. The coding region runs from base 270 to 6383 and encodes 2037 amino acids. Gene Ontology annotation, molecular function: extracellular matrix structural constituent. The record is from RefSeq and is a predicted model, not a curated record. The transcript is spliced from 66 exons. NCBI's taxonomy places the organism in Eukaryota, Metazoa, Chordata, Actinopteri, Cypriniformes, Cyprinidae.